AUGUUCGACGAUCUGUUCAAGUUGCUGCGCAGCCCACGAUGGGUCAGUUCACCCAUCGCACGACGCUUUGGCUUCAGUUCCGAGCUGUCAUAUGAGGAAGACGAUCUAGAAGAUACGCCGUCGAAUUGGACCAAGAUUUCAACUUCAGGCCACCGGCCUCCGGUGCGCAGCGGUCACUCGUCUCUAGUUGUUGAUGACAUGAUGUACGUGUUUGGAGGCUACAACGACGGAAACUGCCACAACGAUGUCUACGCGUUUGACCUGGUUCGCCACCGCUGGCAAUACAUUAAGACGUCAAACGGUAUCCAUCCCGACGGUCGUGCCUCCCAUGCUUGGUGUACAUCAACGGAUAAGACGAAUCUGUACCUGUUUGGUGGAUCAGGGCCGCAUUGGGGGCAAACAAACAUGGGUAAAUUGUUGCAGUUCAAUAUUCGCGACAAGAACUGGACAGUUAUCGAGGCAAAAGGCAAACAACCGCCGCCAGGAUACGGCCAGAGCCUUUGUGCUAUCAACAAUAAGCUGUAUCUCUUUGGAGGCACUUCUGGACACGUAUACGUGAAUGACCUAUACGUUUAUGAUGAAAUGACGAAGGUUUGGGAGAAAGUAGAGACAAACGGCAAGCGCCCGAGCCCGCGGUAUAAGCAUCAAGUGGCCAUAGUCACCAAUCGUAUGUACGUUAUUGGCGGUGGUCUUUACGAUCCACCCAAAGGGCCAAUCAGCACGUACUAUCUCGAUGUGGACACUCUGGAGUGGCACGACGUGGAAUGUAGUGGCGACAUUCCACGGUCACGCAUCGCGCACACAAUUUCACAAUUGUCGAGUGACCCCUACCGGUUGAUCAUGUUUGGUGGACGUGACGACAGCGGUUCAAGGCAAAACGAACUGAGUGAGCUGAACUUGCGGACUAAUGAGUGGAAAAUUUACUACAACGAAGAAGGCCAUCAGCCCGACGCUCGUGACUUUCACACAAGUGUGUUUCAUAACGACCACAUUUUCGUUUUUGGUGGAUCGAAUGGCGUAGAGCGCAACAAUGAUGUUUUUCGCUACACGAUGACGUACCAACCGUCUACGCUAUUGAUCCUCGCCAUGCAGGUUCUGCACCAAAACAUUGAACACAUAGCGAAAGAGGAUCUGGAAGCGCUGCCAUUUGAUCUAAAAAUUGGCGUGGAGAACAUUAAUCCUGAUGUGAAAUGCUCCCACAACCCGACUUGGUAUGUCCUCGAAGACCAAAACCAAGAAAACGGGACGCUAGAUAUGUAG
Molecule: messenger RNA, 1260 nt
Organism: Peronospora farinosa
Lineage: Eukaryota; Oomycota; Peronosporomycetes; Peronosporales; Peronosporaceae
Source: the annotation of a GenBank genome assembly